Molecule: messenger RNA, 2806 nt
Organism: Porites evermanni
Lineage: Eukaryota; Metazoa; Cnidaria; Anthozoa; Scleractinia; Poritidae
Source: the annotation of a GenBank genome assembly
AUGGCUUCGCAUUUCGUCAGUAGACAUUUGAUCGCUGGCGAUUUCGAUUCAUUUGCUUUGAAAAAGUAUGGAAGAGUCGCAACACUCGAAGGAAUUAAUGCAACCAUCGCAGAAUAUCAGGUAAUGGUCGACUCACCUAAGGGUAGCCGUUAUUGAGUUUUUUGCUUUUGCUUAUAAGCGCUGGGCUUAAAAAUCUUCGUAGGGGGUUUUAAGAGGACCUAUAAACGGAGGGGCUUAAAUCUGAGGGGGUCUAUAACAGGUAGAUGGGCGUUUAACUUGGGGGCUCAUAAGUUGAGGGGCUUAUCAGCGGCACUUUACUAUAUAUGGCUUUCUCGUUUGUUAUUUUUUACCCUUGAGAAAACAGCUUUAUCACCUAUAAGAACGCCUCAAGAUAAGUCUUUUUUUUUCCAAAUUAGUGAAUAAAGCGAUGUUGCUACACGUUUUUUUUCAGACGUUUUGUAAAGAGUUCUGUAAAAACCACGUUACUUGCAUUAUUCUUCUUGUUGAUAAACACCACAUUUCUCGAAAGCUUUGCGAUGUUUUUUUUUUCUAGUAGUAAAGAUUUUUUAAGCCAAGUGAACGCUUAUAAAAUCGUGAUGUGACUGAUGGCUGUUUGAAAUAGCUUAAGGCUGUUGGUUUAUUCAAAAUUGAUUAACGAUCGUCUAUAUCAGAAUAGACUUCUGUGUUGCUCAAGUCUCAUUUUGUUUGGAAGUUGAUGUGAUAUUUUUUUUACAAACAGAAUGUGACGUACUUCAGGCUGGAUGGGCAUUAUAUCAAUGCAUCUGUGCUGUUGAGCGAUUUGUUGGCUGGUAAUGGUAUGAUUCAUGUGAUUGACAAGAUAAUGUGGCACGUCGGAGACUAUCAAGAAACACGUUCUGUAAGUUACGAUAAUUAAAGAUUUGCCGUUUUAUUAUUAGUCGGUUGUUUUGCUGUUUAGAGCCUGAAAUGAAACAUCAAUCGUUUCUCACAAUCCGGAAUUUCUCGUUACUUGUAAAUGACCAGUAGACUGCCUUGGUCAACCUACGAACCCUAACCGGGCGCGUAACACGAUUGUAACAUUUUUUCUGUUUAGUUGAGUUUUAUGUACAUGGGAAACGUUUUUCUCUCUUCCAGAAAUCAUCACUUCAGGUUCUCUUCAGUCAGAGCAGAUUCAAAGUCUUUGCGUCACUCUUACAGGUAUGAAUUAGAAAAACAAUUUGAUGAGAAUCAACCACAAGGUAUCUACAGAAUUUUUUUAGUUCCAGGUGGGGUUGAACCCCGGGGGAUACUCCCGAACAUGUGGGAUAGGGGUGUGCCGCGGUGGGUCUUACACCCUGACCCUAUUUAAGGACGAGACAAACGAAAACUGAUCCCCUUAGUAUGACCCAAACCUGAAAAAUGAAACCCAUUUUAAGGAAAAAACAAAACCUAAAAAUUUAACGGAAAAAAAAAUCUUCAAAAAAUCGCUUUCCUAAUACUCUAAGGUAAAGUUCAGCUUUAACAGAUGAUUUGUUUCUCGUGUCGAUGGGCAUUUACUCGCUUGAAUUUUAGCUGAUAUAAUAACGGUACUCUUUUUAAGGAUCACACCGUGAUUACAACGCUAACAAGGCCAAAAAUGAUUCCCUUAUUAAGGAUGGAGACCCUCAAAAACUAUACCUUAUUGGGUGGCACAUACCUAUCUCAGUGGCCGAUCCAGACCUUCAGAUGCGAGGGGGGUGGGGGGCAGUCAUCCAGACCCUUUGAUAAGGGAGGCCUGGUGUCAAAAUUUUUUUUUUUCGGACCUUCGGGCCUCAGGUUGGUCUAAGGAAGGGGGUGAAGAGUGGCUGUGGCGAACCGCCGGUCUCGGGGUUGGGGGGGGGGGUGGUGGGCUGCAAUCAGCCGUUUUUUGGGGGGGGGUGGUUGGUUGAUGUUUUUUUGUUGCGGGGGGGGGCGGGGGGGGUGGUGGGGGGGGUGGGGGGGGGGGGGGGGGGGGGGGGGGCUCCCCUGGAUCCACCUCUGUAUCUAGCCCAUAUAUGGGAGUACCCCGGGAUUUGAACGUACGACCUCCUGCACUUUAGACAGAUUCUCUAGCCAUUGAGCUACUGGAGACCCUGGAGAUCAAUGGUAUUUCUAGGGAUUAUGACAAAGGAGCUGCAUCACGCAGUCAAACAACAACACAUUAAUUGCUUAAGUGCAUCGCACAGUCACAUUAAUGAACAGUAACAGCGCAGUAGGAAACUAUUGUUUAGCGGUCACUCAAGCAAUUCACUGCAGAGAGUUCAGUAUGCGCAAAUACCCAAUGCCAAAUUGCCAAUGACUGAUUGCCAAAGCAGCCUUUAUCGAAUGAAGUAAAUAGCUGAUUUAAUGAAGGUUGCUUUAGGCAUUGGCCAAUUGCUCACAAGGAAGCUAUUGUUUAGCGGUCACUCAAGCAAUUCAUUGCCGUGAGUUCCCGUAUGCGCAAAUACCCAAUGCCCAGUUGACCAAGCAACCUUUAUUAAAUUAAGUAAAUCAUAACUGAUUCAAUAAAUGUUCCUUUGGGCAUUAGGAAUUGAGCACUAGGAAGCAACUAGGACCCAAGCAAUUCAUUGCAGUGAGCUCCUUAUGCUCAAAUACUCAAUGCCCAAUUACCAACGACCAAUUGUCAAUUAACCUUUAUUGAAUUAGGAAUAUACGAAUCCCUUAUGUUUUGUUGUUUUAGUCUUCGGGAAUUGCUUCAGAGUUAUCUGGUCUGGGUGCCCAGUUUACCCUGUUAGCACCAGUAAAUUCCGCUUUCAAGGCGAUCGACAACAGCACUAUGAGAUUCUUAACCGACACUGAUGCGGUAAGUAUUGCAGUUUGGGAAGCUUAA